UCUUGGGCCCGCCGGCCGGCGGGGGCGCCGAGUCGCGCUCUCGGGCACCAUGAGCGGCGGCGGGGCCAAGGCGGCGGCGGCUGCCGAGCGGGACGAGUUCUUGGGCUUCUUUCCGCAGAUCGUCCGCGAUCUGACGGAGGACGGCCUCGGGCACCCGGAGGUGGGCGACGCCGUGGCCCGGCUGAAGGAGGUGCUGGAGUACAACGCGCCAGGCGGGAAGCUGAACCGCGGGCUGACGGUGCUGGGCGCCUUCCGGCAGCUGGCGAGCCCCGGGCAGCGCGAUCCGGAGAGUCUCCGCUGCGCCCUGGCCGUCGGCUGGUGCAUCGAGCUGUUCCAAGCCUUUUUCCUGGUGGCCGACGACAUCAUGGACGCGUCCCUCACCCGCCGGGGGCAGCUUUGCUGGUACAAGAAGGAGGGGAUUGGUCUGGAUGCCAUCAACGAUGCUUUCCUCCUGGAGUCCUCUGUCUACAGGCUGCUGAAGAAAUACUGUGGGCAGCAGUCCUAUUACCUGCAGCUGCUGGAGCUGUUCUUGCAGACUGCCUACCAGACUGAGCUUGGGCAGAUGCUGGACCUCAUAACUGCUCCUGUUUCCAAGGUGGAUUUUAAUCGCUUCAGUGAGCAGAGGUAUAAGGCAAUUGUUAAGUACAAGACAGCAUUUUAUUCCUUCUAUCUGCCUGUGGCUUCUGCCAUGUACAUGACUGGCAUUGACAGUAAAGAGGAGCACGACAAUGCCAAAGCAAUCUUGCUGGAGAUGGGCGAGUUCUUUCAGAUCCAGGACGAUUACCUGGACUGCUUUGGGGACCCAGAGCUGAUGGGGAAGGUUGGCACUGAUAUCCAGGACAACAAGUGCAGCUGGCUGGUGGUGGAGUGUCUGCGCCGGGUCACACCAGACCAGAGGAAGAUCCUGGAGGAGAACUAUGGCUGCAAGGAACCCGAGAAGGUGGCAAAGGUGAAGGAGCUCUAUGAGACUGUGGGCAUGAGGGCUGCUUUUCAGGAGUAUGAGGAGAGCAGCUACCAGCGCCUGCAGGAGCUGAUCAGUCAGCACAGCAACCGCCUCCCCAGGGAGAUCUUUCUUAGCCUAGCUCAGAAGAUUUACAAGCGGCAGAAGUGAUGGUGGGCCUGGCCGUGAACUGUGAAAUCUUUGAUGAGGAGGCCUGCAGGGAUUGCAACCCCCUGCUGCUGUGGCUGCCCGAGCUGGUCCCUGCCGACCCAGCUGCUCCCUGCCCCUCAAGCCCCCAGCUCUCCUGCCCUGGGUUGGGGCUAUUUGUGCCCUGGGGCUGCCGGGGGUCGUAGCUCACUCAGCUCCCGGUGUUUGUGUCAAUAAACAUAAGUUAUUUCGGG
Apus apus (common swift) is the source of this 1341-nucleotide messenger RNA. It is a transcript of the gene FDPS, whose product is annotated as farnesyl diphosphate synthase. Lineage: Eukaryota; Metazoa; Chordata; Aves; Apodiformes; Apodidae. Gene Ontology annotation, molecular function: (2E,6E)-farnesyl diphosphate synthase activity; dimethylallyltranstransferase activity. The record is from RefSeq and is a predicted model, not a curated record. Gene Ontology annotation, biological process: trans, trans-farnesyl diphosphate biosynthetic process. The transcript has 9 exons. The coding region runs from base 50 to 1111 and encodes 353 amino acids. Gene Ontology annotation, cellular component: cytoplasm.